AUGGACGAAGAAAUGCAGUAUUUUAUGAGGGAAGCUUACAAGGGAGAUGAAAUUGAUUUGGACUACGAGUUCGACGCGCCUAAGUUCUACGAUUUCACUCAGCCCGAUUCCGAUUUGGAGGACACGGAAGCCGAAGACUGGUUCCGAUUCGCCGGAAGUUAUCCGCCUUCACCUUUCAUUAUAAAAUUGUUGAUGAAUUGGCAAAAAGACAUUCCUGUGGAACCUGUAAAAGUCUCUGCUGAAUCCAAAGAUGUUCAAGGCAUUAGAGACAGUGAUUCAAAUAAUUGCAUGGAAGCUGAGGUCUCUGCAGCAGUAGAUGAGAAUAACAGAGAAUUUUCUAAUCACAUGGCUCGAGGUACUCAAAACCCUAAAACAAGCUCCCCAGCCAAGUCACCGCCUCUAUCAAGGGUUUCAACUUUGAUGAAACCUACAGCAAGUCAGUUGGCCAAGCAAAAUCAUCGUCGAGAACCUCACUUGAACCGGUUAUCGAGGAGGUUUGGGAAGAAGCUUGAGAAAGCUGAUGUUAAUUCACAGAAAUCUCCUUCUAGUGAUACCCAUUGUACUAAAAGACAGAAGUUGGAGGCUGGCUAUUUACGCAAGGUUGGAGGUGAUGUUAUCACAGUAAAUGCUAGACCUAAAGUAACCAUUCCUAGAGAACCGAAUUUGGAAACGGCACAUAGAGCACAAAGACGUAGGUAUAAGGUUAAUGCCAAACCAGGAGAACAAGCAAAAGCAAGUUCCUAUUCCAUUCUCAAGGCUCCUCCAUUGCCAACCCCUAAAAAGAGCACGGUACCAGCAACAGAAUUUCAGGUGUUUAACCUCAGGACAUCGGCAAGAGCUUAUGCAAUGCAACAGACAUUUAAUAACGUGACAAAUGCACCUAAUUCUAAUGAAAAUACAGAGAUUAAAGGGCCAACCUUUGGCUAUGCCUUGACACAAGAGAAAAGUGGAACGGCUUACAAAUGCACAGCUUGCUCUAUUAAAAAGAAGGAAUUCAAGUUUGCAAUUGACAAGAGGUUUCUAAAGGAGCCACCAACAGAUUUAUUUAGUAAGCUCUCCCUUGCAUCUGAAGCCCAGAACAAUGCAAAACCUCAGUCCAAAAGUGCCUUUGCCUGCUAA
This is a messenger RNA of Prunus armeniaca (apricot), 1119 nucleotides long. NCBI's taxonomy places the organism in Eukaryota, Viridiplantae, Streptophyta, Magnoliopsida, Rosales, Rosaceae. The record is from the annotation of a GenBank genome assembly.